Molecule: messenger RNA, 741 nt
Organism: Schistocerca piceifrons (Central American locust)
Lineage: Eukaryota; Metazoa; Arthropoda; Insecta; Orthoptera; Acrididae
Product: glycine-rich cell wall structural protein 1.0-like
Exons: 1
Coding region: 1-741 (246 amino acids)
Source: RefSeq, a predicted model, not a curated record
AUGGGGCGGUGCGGGGAUGGGGCAGUGUGGGGAGGGGGCGAUGCGGGGAGGGGGCGGUGCGGAGAGGGGGCGGUGCUGGGAGGGAGUUGUGCAGGGAGGGGUCCGUGCUGGGAGGGGGCGGUGCGGGGAGAGGGUGGUGCCGGGAGGGGGUGGUGCUGGGAGGGGGCGGUGCCGGGAAAUGUCGGUGUGGGGAUGGGGCGGUGCGGGGAAGGGGCGGUUCGGGGAAGGGGCAUUUCAGGGAUGGGGCGGUUCGGGGAAAGGGCUGUGCGGGGAAGGGGCGGUGCCGGGAAGGGGGAGUGCCGGGAGGGGGCGGUGCCGGGAAAUGUCGGUGCGGGGAUGGGGCGGUGCGGGGAAGGGGCAGUGUGGGGAAGGGGUGGUUCGGGGAAGGGGCAGUUCGGGGCAGGGACGGUUCAGGGAAAGGGCUGUGCAGGGAAGGGGCGGUGCCGGGAAGGGGCGGUGCUGGGGAAAGGGUGGUGCUGGGGAAAGGGCGGUGCUGGGGAAAGGGCGGUGCCGGGGAAAGGGCGGUGCGGGGAAAGGGCAGUGCGGGGAAAGGGCGGUGCGGGGAAAGGUCAGUGCCGGGAAAGGGCGGUGCCGGGGAAGGGCGGUGCUGGGAAAGGGCGGUGUCGGGAAAGGGCAGUGCCGGGAAAGGGCGGUGCCAGGAAAGGGGGGUGCCGGGAAAGAGCGGUGCAGGGAAUGAGCGGUGCAGAGAAUGAACAGCGCAGGGAAAGAGCAGUGCAGUGA